AUUAUCUUCGCGGAUUUAGUCCAGCGGGAAGGAAUGAAAAUGGCGUCGACUUCUAAUGAGCAACCUUGGUACACGGCCCUCCUUGGUUUUGCAGAAAAUUUCAGGACUUCUAACCCACCAAACAUCCGACUUUGCAUACACUGUCUUCAGUCGAUCUUUACUUUCAAGCCUCCGCCACAAAUCGAGGCUCGUACGCACCUCCAACUCGGCAAUAUUUUACUGACCCACACAAAAAACAUCGACGCAGCACGGGCUCAUUUGGAAAAGGCGUGGAGCGUGUCGUCAUCGCUAUCAGCAAAUGAUGACGUCCUGUUUGAGUCAGCCAGUAUCCUGUCUCAGCUCUAUGAACAGCAGAACCAGGUUCAGCUGGCCAAACCAAUCCUACACCGGGCAAUUGAGAUGUCCCAACAGGCUCCAUACUGGCACUGUCGACUUCUGUUCCAGUUGGCGCAAAUCUUUGCCAUAGAAAAGGAUUUCCUAUCUGCCUGUGGACUGCUAGGAGUCGGGGCGGAGUUUGCUCGAACAGCUCAGUCAGACUACACACGGAUGCUGUUCCUCCUCAGCAAGGGCAUGCUUCUGCUGAUUGAUAAGAAGAUGAAGGAUGUUGAUGAGUGUCUAUCCAUGGUGUCAGGUCUCAUUGAAACAUACCAGGGCUCACCCAUACACAAGGAAUCUCUGAAAGUGUUCUUCCUUGUCCUGCAAGUGUGUCACUAUCUCAUGUCAGGACAGGUGAAAAGUGUAAAACCGGCACUCAAGCAGCUACAGCAGAGUAUCCAGACAAUAACACAGAUACACACAGAUGAUGUUCUCCUUUCAGAGCCACUGUCUGGAAACCCAGUUGACUUGUUCCAGUGGCUGCCAAAGGAACAUAUGUGUGUGCUGGUGUACCUGGUGACUGUGAUGCACUCAAUGCAGGCAGGAUACAUGGACAAGGCACAGAAGUACACAGAUAAAGCACUCAUGCAGAUUGAGAAACUGAAGAUGCUUGACUGCCAUCCGCUAUUGUCAUCCUUCCAGCUGAUGCUGUUGGAACACAUCGUCAUGUGCCGUCUCAUCAUGGGCAACAAAUCCAUGGCAAUCCAGGAAAUAUUCCAGGCGUGUCAUGUUUGUCAGCAACAACCAAGGUUAUUUACUACACAUGGGGCACAGAUUCACACGUUACUGGGCUUGUAUGCAAUGUCGAUGAACUGUAUGGAAGCAGCUGAAGCCCAGUUCAAAACCGCAUCCAAGUUAACUACAGUAUCAGACCUGAAGAGUUUUGUAAAUUUAAAUCUUGCAAUUGUAUACCUACGAACAAACCGACAAACAGAACUAGUGGGAUUGUUAGAAAGUAUAGACCCUGAGAAACUGGAAUCAGGAUCACAUAGUUUAAAGGCAGCAGCAUAUUAUGUCCAGGGUUUACAAGCAUUUUUCCAAGCAAGAUACAAUGAAGCAAAGCGCUACCUCAGGGAAACAUUGAAGAUGUCCAACGCAGAAGAUUUGAACAGAUUAACAUCAUGUUCGCUUGUACUCCUGGGGCAUAUAUUUCUUUCAUUAGGAAACAACAGAGAAGCAAUGAAUAUGGUAACACCUGCAAUGCAGCUUGCUGGGAAAAUCCCUGAUGUUCAUGUCCAACUUUGGGCAUCGUCACUCUUAAAAGACCUUUACCGUAUGUGUGGGGACUCUCAUAACGAGGCUGAAGAGUUCCGGAUGCACUCAAGUUUCUCACAGUCCCUCCUCAAAGACCACUUUCAGUCCUCCCAGAUGUCAGAACAUGGACUCAUACAGUGGACAGAUGGUCAGUGCCCGUUUCACCUGUGUAGUACAUCAGUGGGGUCCAGCUCUAUGUUGUGAAAGCUGACUAAGGUGGGGUCCAAAUGACCUGGCUGUGUAUAGAAUAUAUGGACCUGGGCUUCUGGCCCCCGUGUCUGUGGUUGCCAUGGCUGCAGUUGAGCCAACUGCUAGCAACCGUGAGGGUCCUUUGAAAUGUGUUAAACACAUUAUGGCAGCAAAAAGGAAACCUGAACGUGGUUCUUGUUUCUGGUUUGGGCUCUCCUGAGAUUCCAAGCACAGAGCAAAAGCAAGUGUUGUGGUGCGAGGCAGUUCCUUACCCCUCUCAGGACAAGAUCUACAGAGCUUGACUGACAUGAGAUAUUAUCCAAACAUGAUGUCAGGGAAUAGUCAAACCUCUUGCUCACAACUAGAUAUGUUUAGAGGGAAGGAUGAGUCACUACACCAGAAGUGCUGCCACAUUUGUGGAAUCCAGUUGAGAUUCCCGUCAGGAGAAAGGGCAGGUCCCUUCACCAUUGUUCUUGUCGUCAUGCUAAGCAACAUCUCCGAUACAGAUAUCUUUGCCAUAUUCAUAUUCCUUGAAAGAUGUCCUACAACUACAAUGACUGCAUUCAACACCAUUAUGGGAAGUGCACUCUUGGUUUGUCCUGUUAGCUCCUGGUAUUGCCUGUGUUCAUCCUGUAUGUUGGCUGCAAAUUUAUUUCAGUCUCACUUUACAUUUUACACAUAACUGUUUUAUUUUUAUGCUGAAGUGCUGAGGGAAGAUGACCUUAUUCUGGAACAUUUUAUAUGAUCCCAUUUAAACGGUAGUACAUUACAUAUUUCAUCAGUAAGUAAUAUUUCACUUAAAUAUUUUGCUUGAUAAAAUAAAUAAGAUGAUACUAAGCAGUUAUAUAUAGAGUGAUGAAAAAAUUCCAUUUUAAGAAAAAGUCUAAAUCUGUCUCACAGCUUCAUAUAGAAAAUGCUUGUGUUAAUGUUGAUUAUACUGCAUUUGUCUCUGAAAAAUAUAAACAAUGAAUUCUAACAAUACCUUCUAUGUAAAUAUACUGACAUUUUGUGCGCCAAUUGCAUCUGCAUCUUAAUCAUUGAAAUCUCCAUCGUCUCUAUCGCAGGGCAGUCAGGUCUUAGAGUAGCCCAUCACUACACUACAGUUGGUACCACUAUUCAGUUCCAGUCAAGUAAAAGCCUGUUGAAUGUAGGAAACUCUGCUAAUAGUAGUCCAUAUUUCAUAACAUAGAUAUGUACUGUGGAGAUAAUAAGAGCAAAGUGUGCGCUAAUAGUCUCAAAAGGUUUGCAGGACAAAAGGGAUAUGUCCUAUUAUUUGUUUACAUGAAUGGACUCAA
Molecule: messenger RNA, 3113 nt
Organism: Haliotis rubra (blacklip abalone)
Lineage: Eukaryota; Metazoa; Mollusca; Gastropoda; Lepetellida; Haliotidae
Product: MAU2 chromatid cohesion factor homolog
Exons: 18
Coding region: 34-1833 (599 amino acids)
Biological process (GO): mitotic sister chromatid cohesion; maintenance of mitotic sister chromatid cohesion
Cellular component (GO): SMC loading complex; chromatin
Molecular function (GO): double-stranded DNA binding; protein binding
Source: RefSeq, a predicted model, not a curated record